This is a messenger RNA of Macrobrachium nipponense, 2379 nucleotides long. RefSeq lists its product as uncharacterized. Bases 106 to 1059 code for a protein of 317 amino acids. The record is from RefSeq and is a predicted model, not a curated record. The transcript has 2 exons. Lineage: Eukaryota; Metazoa; Arthropoda; Malacostraca; Decapoda; Palaemonidae.
CAAAUACUGAGACAACUGUUUAUUUUAAACUUGCGUUCCUGUCGGUCGUGUUUAUCGAACAAGACUUGAAUCUGUAAAGCAUUUCGAGCUUAGGUCCUGAGAUCGAUGGACAACUUACUACUGCAUAGCUUUGAAACCUCAUCACUGGCGACCUGUCUCAGAGCCAUGCGAUUCUCAUUGCUCCAAUUUUCCAAGAUCCACAACCCGGAUGUUCUAGGGGAACAGCUGCCCAACGCUCACGAAGCCUACCUCCCGGUGUCCCUGCGGUGGGGUCACCAGAAUGAAGUCAGUGUCAACGAUUUAUUCGUCAACGAUUUUUCUGCAGUUUAUGGAACUUACGAUGUCGUCGAUGGCAUUCAUAAGCCUAAAGUCUUUAUCGUUUAUGGAGACAGAGGUUUUGGAAAAACGGCGCUGGUCAAUUAUCUCAUGUACGAAUGGCUGUUGGACGAAGCGAAUGAUGUCAAAAAGAUAAAAGAUUUUGAUCUAGCCAUAGUGAUAGAGGUAGAGAAAAUUAAUGAUGUUUUAGCUUUACCAAUGUUGGAAUCAAAGCUACCCCUUUGUUACAUGCCCAGUUGUAUGAAAUUCGACGAUGUCACAGAAGAGCUGAAAAAGAAAAAGAUACUUUGGCUCUUUGACGGCUUCGAAAAAGUCACGAUCAACACGAAGAAGGCAAUUGGCGACGCCAUCGAGCAUUUUCCUGCCUCUCAAGUUGUGAUAACAUCUCAUGAGAGGCAAAGUAUCAACAUUAGAUACAUGAUGGAACUGUUACAGGUCAAGUACGUUCCCUUAAACCUCAUGGACCUGACCAGCCACACUUGGAAGCUCAUGGCACCCAAAAUGAUCGCCACUAAAACCUACGAUCCCGGACUCGCUCAGGAACUCAGCUCAAGGUUUAUCUCAGAUCAUCGGCGGAAGUUUGAGGAAGGAGGUGUUCCGAGGCCGAAGGACCUCGGCUACGCCGUCUACGCUUGGUUGAUUGAAAGUUACCCAUGGGUGUCCCAGGGGGUGGUCAUACCAAAGGGCAGAGGGAGGAGUAAUGAGCAAUGCUCGCAAUAUUAAUCUUUAAUUCAUGAUUCAUGGACGACUAUUGACGGAAGCGUCUAAAAUGGGCAGUAAAGUAAUUGAAUCAGCUUUCAUUAUAUUAUUCACUUUUACUUAGAUGUAUACUCUUAUAAAUCUUCACUUUCCUUUCUGAAAUAGCAUUUUUAAAUUAUGGCAAGUAAUUUAAUAGACAACUAGAAUACUACUAGUGAUCAAGGGUGGAUCCGAAUCCAUUCCAUUUUAUCAAAAGUUAGGAAGAGAUGUUUUAAAAUGUUGAUGCGACUGGUAGAAAUCCACUUCUCCUCAGCCUUUGUUGCAUAAAUGUUUAAGUUUCACUUGUCGCCGCUUCCUAGCGAUUCGUCGAUAUCGUACAAAGUAUUGUAACACUAUGAUAUAAGGUGUAAGCUGUAAAAUUUUAGUUUCUUAUUACUAAAGAUAUUAAUAAGUACGUCCACGAAAACUUUUUAUUUCUGCUGUGUAGUAAUAUGCUACAUCACUGCUGGGAAACAAAAGCAAAUAAAAAUUUGUAAAUAUUUUUGCAUUAUUUUCAGUCACGGAAUCUUAUUUUGUAACUAUGUCGUAAUGUACCACAAAACUGGUGGGAAACAAAAAACAAAUUAAAUAUGUAAUAUUUUUGCAUAAUAUUCGGUGUUUUUAGUGUUUUUUUAUGUAUAAAAUUUUACGAUGUUUUUUUACAGUUUUAUAAUCUUUUAAUUUGAAUAAACAUUUAUAACUAUCCAAAACGUAUUGUGGAAAAUUUUGUCGAAACUAUUCUAUGAAUUAUGAAGUCUUAUAUGAUUUUAGACCAACAUGGUGAAAUGGUAAUUCGCAUUUGAAGGUGACUGACAUAGUCUCGGUAAUUUUAUGUAGGUAAGCAGUGUUUUUGUAGUCUGCAUAUACUUCACAACACAUUAAUUGUAAUGACUAAUUUUUAGAGCCACACUUUGGGGCAUUGUCUGUUGGAUACACCUUAGUAAACGCCCUCCUAGAUGUCCGCGUAUUAAUUGUUACACAUUAUCUUCUGGUGAUUCUUGUUCAUAUUUUUGCUUCGAGCUUAAAUCCAGCAUCUUUACUUUUUUUAAUAAUCUCCUAAAUAUGAAGUAAUUUCUAAUGUAUGGAACUGUUCUUGUAUAGAUAUUUGACCUGUUGCCAGGUAUGGGUGGAUAACAAUGUAAUUUACCAUUAUGCUUCUCGGGGUUUGUAAAUUAACAUUUCAAAUGAUACCCCUUAUACGAUGUGAUUAACUUUUAUUUUCAACUAAUGGAAUUAUCUGUACUUUCAACACCUGUAAUUGUAUGUACUUGUUACUAUCAAAUUUUUUUCUCUUAGAUAAAUGUU